Molecule: messenger RNA, 408 nt
Organism: Pieris macdunnoughi
Lineage: Eukaryota; Metazoa; Arthropoda; Insecta; Lepidoptera; Pieridae
Source: the annotation of a GenBank genome assembly
AUGGGGCUUCCAAAUAAAACCCGAGAAGAUCGUCGUUCUCUUUGCCAGGGGAACCCCGGUGCUCUCUCCGGUGCGGUCUCGCUCAAUCUCGGGAAAAAUUACGCCUCAAAAAAAGAGGUAACACUUUACAAGGCCGACCAUGUGCCAUAUCCACCAGCUACAGAAGCUCCAGUUGCGAUUCAUGGGAAUAGGGACCGAUGCGCCCUUCUACGAGAGAAACGUCGAUCUCCACCACGACCUGGAGCUCCCUACCCAAUAGCCAAACUCAAAACAAAAGACAGUGUAUUUUUUAUAGUAAUUGUAUUCGAUUCAUUCACUUUAAUCGAUGUUGCAGGUGACCUCACUAUGAAGCCCAAACUGACAGUUGUCAAAUGUGAUCUAUUGAAUUGGCCCGGCUGGACAGAAUAA